AGUUGCCUUUAGGAUGUGGUGCCAGCCAAGGACGUAAAGUCGCGUAAUUGGUUGUGCAGUUGAGUUUCAGUUAAAUGCCUCUCCAGCUGAAGUGACUCCUCUCCUCAGCACAGCAGCACUACUGAGCUCUCUCAUCCCAUAACACUGCAAGCAUACAGCGAACUUUUUGAACUCUCUUGAACUUUCUAUUUAACGUUUUUAAUACUUAUUUUUUACUUUAAAUCAUGUUUUGGUCACCGUUGCUGUGCGUAAUCGUCGCUUUUGCGUCUGUGCCGGCUGAUGCGCAAAUCUCCAGCCGGUAUGUUAUCGGAUGUCCCGCUCGGUGUGACAAGUCGAUGUGUCCUCGGCUACCAGCGGAUUGCCCGGCGGGACAGGCUCUCGACGCCUGCCAUUGCUGCCCGGUGUGCGGUUCCGGCGAGGGCGAAGCCUGCGGCGGCAGCGGGAAGCUCGGGGACCCGUUGUGCGGAGAGGGGUUGGAGUGCUCGGUGUCCGGCGGGGUGGGAUACAGCGUCACGGUCAGGAGGAGAAGCAAGACUGGGAUUUGCGUGUGCAAAGCCACCGAGCCGGUUUGUGGCAGCGAUGGGGUGUCCUACCGGAAUAUCUGCGAGCUGAAGAGGGUCAGCCGCCGGGCGCAAAAGCUGCAGCAGCCACCUGUUCUUUUCAUUCAGCGGGGAGCCUGCGGGAAAGCUCAGGACAACCCAGACAGCCCGAGACACAAAUACAACUUCAUUGCCGACGUGGUGGAGAGAAUUGCCCCGUCUGUGGUUCACAUUGAACUUUACCGCAAGAUGACUUAUUCUAAGCGAGAGGUGGCGGUGGCCAGUGGUUCUGGCUUCGUUGUGUCAGAAGAUGGCCAGAUUGUGACCAACGCCCACGUAGUGGCCAAUAAACACCGUGUGAAAGUGGAGCUAAAGAGCGGAGCUUCCUACGAUGCCAAAAUCAAAGAUGUGGACGAGAAAUCUGACAUCGCCCUCAUCAAGAUUGAUACCCCGACCAAGCUUCCUGUGCUGUUGCUUGGCCGUUCAUCAGACCUGAGACCAGGGGAGUUUGUGGUCGCUAUUGGCAGCCCCUUUUCCCUGCAGAACACAGUUACCACAGGAAUCGUCAGCACCACUCAGCGAGGGGGCAGGGAGCUGGGCCUUCGCAAUUCUGACAUGGACUACAUUCAGACUGACGCUAUCAUCAAUUACGGCAACUCUGGAGGUCCUUUGUUAAAUCUGGAUGGCGAGGUAAUUGGAAUCAACACGCUGAAAGUGACGGCUGGCAUUUCCUUUGCCAUACCCUCAGACAAGAUUCGACAAUUCCUGGCAGAGUCCUACGACAGGCAGUCCAGAGGGAGAGCAGCUGCUAAAAAGAAGUACAUUGGUGUUAGGAUGAUGACUCUCACUCCAUCAUUGGCUAAAGAGCUGAAGACUCGACACCGUGACUUCCCUGACAUCACCUCCGGAGCUUACGUUAUGGAAGUCAUUGCGAAGACACCAGCUGCAAUUGCUGGACUCAAAGAGCAUGACGUCAUCAUCUCCAUCAACGGCCAAAGGAUUUCAUCCGCGACCGAUGUCAGCACUGUCAUCAAAAGGGACGACACCUUGAGAGUAGUCGUGCGUCGCGGAAACGAGGACGCUAUCCUCACUGUUGUCCCCAUGGAGAUCGACCCUUGACCUUUCCAGAUUCACAACACAGCUGGAGCUAGGUUUUACUUAUCACCAGUGGACCUAAUAUCGGAGGAGGGCUUUUACUGACAUGCCCUCCUCCUGUGGCUAAAGGCCAGUGUCACCACACAUCCAGGAAAAAAUCUGGCUCUGCCUUGAAAGGAACGACUGUACAGAUGCUCUAAAAGCAGCGCUGUACUUUGUUUUCCAUGUGUGUUUUCACUUUAAGUCUUUAAUGCUUUUAAUCAAUGCUACUACUGUUUGGUCACAAACGUUGGCAUAUUGUUUUUAUCUGCUUUCUCUUGUUUUGUGUCUUUUUUAAUAUGGACUUUUUCUCAGUCAGGCCUUCAACUAGACUCUCGCUGGGCAAAUCUUAUUUGUACAAUUGUUGUUUUUUAAAACUCCUUUUUAAAAGUACUGUAGAAUGUUUUUGUUGAUUAUGUGAUGUAUACUGAGAAUAAAAUAAAAGAUUUAACUUCUUUUUGUUUUGA
Thunnus maccoyii (southern bluefin tuna) is the source of this 2140-nucleotide messenger RNA. RefSeq names its product serine protease HTRA1A-like. Gene Ontology annotation, molecular function: protein binding; serine-type endopeptidase activity. Gene Ontology annotation, biological process: programmed cell death; positive regulation of apoptotic process; proteolysis. Gene Ontology annotation, cellular component: extracellular region. NCBI's taxonomy places the organism in Eukaryota, Metazoa, Chordata, Actinopteri, Scombriformes, Scombridae. Bases 225 to 1658 code for a protein of 477 amino acids. The transcript is spliced from 9 exons. The record is from RefSeq and is a predicted model, not a curated record.